This is a messenger RNA of Dictyostelium purpureum, 699 nucleotides long. RefSeq lists its product as uncharacterized. The record is from RefSeq and is a predicted model, not a curated record. NCBI's taxonomy places the organism in Eukaryota, Evosea, Eumycetozoa, Dictyosteliales, Dictyosteliaceae. The coding region runs from base 1 to 699 and encodes 232 amino acids. The transcript has a single exon.
AUGGAUAAAUUAUUUUUUGGUAUAUGGAGAAAUGUUUAUUUAAAUGAUCAAAUUUUUCAGCAUUUAAAAUUAAUAAAAAAAAAUAUUUAUAUUAAAUUAAAUAACCAAGAUGAUUUUAAAAAUUUAAAAUUAAAUAUUUAUUAUCCAUUCGUUGUUGAACUGCAUACAAAAAUUUAUUUUAAUUUUGAUGCAUUACCCAACCUAUAUCGUUUACAAAUAGAAAAUAAAAAUAAUAGUUAUAAUAAUAUUUUAGAAAUAAAAAUACCUCAGUCAGUUAAAGAAUUAAUAUAUAAUUUGGAUUCUUGUAUAAAAAUAUCCUCAUCCUCUGUAGAAACAUUAAUAUUUGGUUUUAAAUUUAACCAACCUCUAUCAGCCGGUGUAAUACCACCAUCCGUAGAAACAUUAAUAUUUGGUGAAGAUUUUAAUCAACCUCUCUCAGCCGGUGUAAUACCAUCCUCUGUAAAAAAAAUAAUAUUUGGUGAAUAUUUUAAUCAAAUAAUUACAAAAGAUGUUUUGCCAUGUUCAAUUAAAUACUUAGUUUUUGGUAAUAAAUUUAAAAAAGAGGUUUUUUUACCAGAAUCUGUAAAAAAAGUGUAUUUUGUCAAUAAUGAAUAUGAUUUGGGUUUAUGUGUUUACAACAAAAAUAAAACAAUUUUAGAAAUUAAUAAUAAAAAAUUAAAAAAAAGAAAAAGAGAAUAA